CGGAGGGACACUCCUGUGCAGGGACCAUCAAUGCGCUGCAAUCCGCCGCCUGCUCGCACACACGCAUGUAACGCCUCGCUGAAAUCCGGACGCACACGGCGGGGAAGACGCGCAUGUGAAUAUUUUCUCCUUGCAUGUCAGGAGCGGAGGAACUAGUCGCCGGGUCCGCGGCUGUUUGUCUUUUCUUAUCGCUUCUCUCUCCCGCCCCCCCACCACCUCUAUGUCACUCUAAUUAAUCGGAGGCAUGUGGAAUCGCACCAGGAUUAGGAAUCGCUUCCCAAUAGUGUGCCUGCUGUUGACGUUAUGGACGGAGGUGUCCCAGUCAACCGGCUAUUUCGAGCUGCAGCUGAUCUCCGUGGAGAAUGUAAACGGCGAGCUGGCGGACGGGGAGUGCUGCGACGGCUCCAGGAGCUCCCAGGACCUGCGCUGCACCCGCGACGAGUGCGACACCUACUUCAAAAUCUGCCUGAAGGAGUACCAGAUGGAGGUCACCACCAGCGGGACCUGCACGUUCGGAGCUGGAUCUACGCAAGUUCUCGGUGGAAAUAUGUUUUCUUUUAAGAGCGCCAAGAAUAACGCGAACAAAGUCGACGACGCUGGCAAGAUAUUGAUCCCCUUUCAGUUCGCCUGGCCGCGGACGUACACAUUGAUUGUAGAUGCCUGGGACUGGGACAACGCCACGCGCAACAAUGAGGAAGAGCUGCUGAUUGAACGCAGCGUUCACACAGGUAUGAUCAACCCUGGUGACACCUGGCAGACCAUCCUGCACGACGGGCCUGUUGCUCGCCUCAUCUAUCGUAUCCGAGUGCGGUGUGAUGAGAACUAUUAUAGCAAUAAGUGCAACAAGCUUUGUGUUCCUCGGGACGACUACUUUGGCCAUUACCGCUGCGAGCCGACGGGGGCUCAGGUGUGCCUGGAUGGCUGGAUGGGCCCAGACUGCAGGACAGCAAUCUGCAAGCAAGGCUGCAACCUGUUACACGGCAGCUGCUCUGUCCCAGGGGAGUGCAGGUGUAGCUACGGCUGGCGGGGCCAGUUCUGUGAUGAGUGUGUGCUCUAUCCUGGAUGCGUCCAUGGGACCUGCAACACCCCCUGGCAGUGCAACUGCGAGAGGAACUGGGGUGGCCUGCUGUGCGAUAAAGAUCUGAAUUACUGCGGCCGCCACCAGCCUUGUGUCAACGGAGGAACCUGCAUGAACACCGAGCCAGACGAGUACUACUGCGCCUGUCCGCAGGGAUACUCCGGCAAGAACUGCCACAUAGCCGAGCACGCCUGCGUUUCCAGUCCCUGCGCCAGCGGUGGUACAUGCCACGAGGUCCCCACAGGCUUCGAGUGCCAGUGUCCGCCGGGCUGGGAGGGUCCGACCUGUGCCAACAAUUUGGACGAGUGUGCCUCCAGUCCCUGUGCUCAGGGUGGAACCUGCAUCGACCUGGAGGAUGGCUUCGAGUGCGUGUGCCCUCCACAGUGGGAGGGAAAGACCUGCCAGAUAGAUGCAAAUGAGUGCGCAGGAAAGCCCUGCGUGAACGCUCUCUCUUGCAAAAAUUUGAUUGGCGGAUAUCACUGCGACUGUUUUCGGGGAUGGUCCGGACAAAACUGUGACAUCAACGUCAGCGGCUGCCACGGUCAGUGCCAGAACGGAGCAACAUGCAAGGAGGACCUGAGGGGUUACCACUGCCAGUGUCCUCCAGGUUUUGUGGGCACUCACUGUGAAAUCCAGAGGAAUAAGUGCGACAGCCGCCCGUGCCAGAACGGCGGCCGGUGUCACACGGUGUUGGACGGCUUUGUGUGUCAGUGCCCACCAGAGUUUGCUGGACAGCUGUGCGAGAUCUCUAGCUGGUCCCCCUCAAAUGCCUGUGAUCCGAACCCUUGUGAGAAUGAGGCCAAGUGCCACAGCAUGGACCAGGACUUCUACUGCGCGUGUCCCGAAGGCUACGAGGGAAAGACCUGUGAACAGCUCAAGGAGAGCUGCCAAACCAGCCCGUGUCAAGUCAUUGACAGCUGCACCGUUGCUAUAGCAACGAACGACUCAGCUGGAGUGCGGCACAUCCCCUCCAACGUCUGUGGUCCACGAGGACGCUGCAUCAGCCAGCCGGCGGGAAACUUCACCUGCGUGUGUGAUCCGGGAUUCAGCGGCAUCUACUGUCAUGAAAAUAUAAACGACUGCAUCAACAACCCCUGUGCAAACGGAGGGACCUGCAUUGAUGGCGUGAACUCCUUUCAGUGCUUCUGUCCCGAUGGCUGGGAGGGUCGACUGUGCGACCUCAAUGUCAACGAGUGCAGACACAACCCGUGUAAGAAUGGCGGACGCUGCGUCGACCUGGUGAACGACUUCUACUGCGAGUGUGCCGACAACUGGAAGGGCAAGACCUGUCAUUCCCGCGAGAGCCAGUGUGACGCAACCACCUGCAGCAACGGAGGCACCUGCUACGACCAUGGGGAUGCCUUCCGCUGUGCCUGCCCACCCGGUUGGGGCGGAAACACGUGCAACACAGCCAAGAACAGCACGUGCGCCUCCAGUCCUUGUUCCAACGGUGGAACCUGUGUGGGUGGAGGAGACACCUUCACCUGCAUCUGCAAAGAGGGCUGGGAGGGCCCCACCUGUGGCCAAAAUAUAAACGACUGCAACCCUCAUCCGUGUUACAACGGCGGCAUCUGUGUGGACGGAGUCAACUGGUUCCGGUGCGAGUGCGCUCCUGGUUUCGCCGGACCGGACUGCCGAAUCAACAUAAACGAGUGCCAGUCUUCACCCUGUGCCUACGGUGCCACCUGCGUGGACGAGAUCAACGGUUUCCGCUGCAUCUGUCCACUGGGUCGAACAGGAGCCCGAUGCCAAGAGUUCAUAGGUAUCGGGAAGACUUGCCACUAUGCUGGGCUGCAGUUUCCCCACAGUAGCCGCUGGGAGGAAGAGUGUAACAGCUGCCAUUGCAUCAAUGGCAAAGUGGACUGUACAAAGGUGCUGUGUGGUCGUCGUCCCUGCCGGCUCCGGUCAUCAGACCAGGACCAGAGACAGCAGUCCUGCCCGGCUGGACGAGAGUGUCUGGAGCACAGCUACCUCACCUGCUUCUCUCCCCCUUGCCACGAGUGGGGGGUUUGCACCAUGGCUGGACCCUCACCUCCACAAGCAACCACCAAGUGCCAGCCGAACAGCGGGCAUUUGGACAACAGCUGUGGCCGCAUAACACUUGUUUUCAACAGAGACAAAGUACCACCAGGAACAACAGUGGAGAACAUCUGCUACGAGCUGAGGUAUCUUCCCGACACCCGAAGCUUGGCAAAGGACCACGCCCUUCUUCUCCUCUGCGACCUCUCUGACUCAAAUCAGGAUGCUGUAGAUGUGGCUAUAUCGUUCCAGCCAGAGGAUCUACCAGACCACAGUCUGAUCCAGGAGACAGCCAGUGCCAUCGUAGGCUCCUUGUCCAAGCGGCACAACAGCACCAUCAUGCUGGCAGUCAUUGAGGUCAAAGUGGAAACACAGGUCAUGUCCCCUUCAGUGGAUUACCUGGUGCCUCUGCUAUGUGUGGUCUUCUGCUUGCUCUGCCUCUUCUGCAUCAUCGUAUGCGUUUGGUGGACGCGUAAACGGAGAAAAGAGCGUGAGAGGAACGUGCGAUCGGCCGCUGACGACAGCGUGAACAACCAGUGGGAGCCGCUCCGGCUUGUCGUGGGACGCCAGCAGCAGCAGCAGCAGCAGCUUAAAGAAAGCAACAGGGAGGCCGAGCAGGAGCGCAAAAAGCUCAUGGGCCCCUCCUAUCGGACGUGUGAGGGGGAGGGGGAGGAGGAGGAGGAGGAGGAGGAGGAGACGGAAGGCGAGCUUGAGCUCGAGGAUGAGUGUGGUGGAGCAGAGGCGGGAAAGCAGCCAGUAAGUAAGUACUCUAAGACUGCAGUGCAGUCCAGUGGGGGAGUGAUCUGCACCCUGCACAGCUCCAGUUCACCCCUCAAAGCGCCCCACCGGACCCCAAGCUACAGCCCCAAAGACAACCGCUGGAAAAAUGUUAGUGCGGCCUUGACUGGUCAAAAAGACCUCAGAGACCAUUGUGUAUAAGAAAGUUAAACAAAGGACUCGCAGUGUGAGUGCGAGGAGCUGCGAGGCAGCAACUAUUCUUAUUUUUUGGACUACUUUGAGAUGAAAAAAGGCUUUGUGUUUUCAUAAGCCGUUCUUUGCUUUGUUUCCAUGUUUUUGUCACUGUCACCUGAAAUGAUUUUGGAUUCAGGGGGCUAGAGCA
Molecule: messenger RNA, 4217 nt
Organism: Chelmon rostratus (copperband butterflyfish)
Lineage: Eukaryota; Metazoa; Chordata; Actinopteri; Chaetodontiformes; Chaetodontidae
Gene: jag2b
Product: jagged canonical Notch ligand 2b
Exons: 26
Coding region: 245-4036 (1263 amino acids)
Biological process (GO): establishment or maintenance of epithelial cell apical/basal polarity; cell communication; Notch signaling pathway
Cellular component (GO): protein-containing complex; plasma membrane
Molecular function (GO): Notch binding; calcium ion binding
Source: RefSeq, a predicted model, not a curated record